This is a messenger RNA of Culicoides brevitarsis, 3343 nucleotides long. It is a transcript of the gene Esyt2, whose product is annotated as extended synaptotagmin-2. The transcript is spliced from 10 exons. The record is from RefSeq and is a predicted model, not a curated record. Gene Ontology annotation, biological process: lipid transport. Bases 361 to 3075 code for a protein of 904 amino acids. Lineage: Eukaryota; Metazoa; Arthropoda; Insecta; Diptera; Ceratopogonidae. Gene Ontology annotation, molecular function: phosphatidylcholine binding; calcium-dependent phospholipid binding; calcium ion binding. Gene Ontology annotation, cellular component: extrinsic component of cytoplasmic side of plasma membrane; endoplasmic reticulum membrane.
AAUAAGCCUUUUUGGUGUGUCAAAGAACUCUUUUUUUUUUUUCAAAAAACAACUUAAAAUAAUACCGAAAAUUGUUGCUUUUCUCCCUCGUGCCUCCUUGUCGUGUCAUUUAAUUACCUGCGAACAAGAGAGAUCUAAAUCACACAGCGCGCAAACUCUUCCCUUCUUCACAUGUGUGCACUUGAUAAACUUUCUGUCGGUAUGUGACCUGUUCACGAUUUGCCGUAAAGUACCGCAUUUCAGUAUUUGAGCGACCGACAAGUGAAUCGGACAAGUGCAUUUGCUUCGAGUAUUUUCGUCUUCGUGUUUUUUUAAAGUAAUCAAAUUUAAAAGUUGGAGUACAACAAAAGGUUUAGCUUCAUGAAAUAUAAAAGAUCCUCGAAAAAGAAAAAAGACAAAAAUGUGAUUUACAUUCAACAGGAACCGAAAGGCUUAAAGAGCAUAUUUGGCAAUGUAAUGCGCGGCAAAGGGUUUUUUCAGUCACUCAUCUGUUGUAGCACACAAACAGACACUUACAGAAACGACGACGCAUCCAGCUCCCUUUUAAGGCAAGAGCAAACGUUGCCGAGUGUUCCGGAAGCAGGUCCCGUUGUUACCCAGCCCUCCGUUGACAAGUCAGACGCAGCAAAAGACACGAUGACGGGUGCCAGCAAGGAACUUUCGCCGGAAAAGGCGUCAAAUGAUCAAUUUGUGGAUGCGCGUCCCAUUGACGAAGGCAUCAUUGCGAGCGUUUAUAGUUUCGCGAAGAAAGCAGCUACUGUGGGCAUCGUUUAUCUCGUCGGUUACAUGGGAUGGUCCGUGGCAUGGUUAAUUGGCCCGGUAAUUCUCUCCGUAAUUCGUGAUCAGUGGCAACGGAAAAGCGAUCAGCGACGAAAUGAUGCAAAAGCGAUCGCUACUACCGAUGAAAGGCGUGUUAUUUUGGCGCGUUUGAACGAUUUGCCAUCAUGGGUUUUCUUCCCCGAUGUCGAACGCUGUGAGUGGCUAAAUCGGAUUCUGAAGCAAGUGUGGCCCAAUGCCAAUGACUUUGCACGAGCUUUGAUCAAGGAUUCCAUCGAACCGAAUGUUGCAAAAGCUCUCGCUGGAUACAAAUUACACAAUUUUCACUUUGAUCGUGUCAUUUUGGGAACAAUCCCCAUUCGCAUCGGUGGCGUCAAAGUUUACGAAAAAAACGUCGCUCGCAACGAAAUCAUCAUGGAUCUCGACAUCUUCUAUGCCGGCGAUUGUGACAUAACCUUCACUCUUGGAGCGAUGCGUGGCGGUAUCAAAGAUUUCCAAAUCCACGGAAUGGUUCGCAUCGUAAUGAAACCCUUAAUUUCCGUCAUGCCCUUGAUCGGAGGCAUGCAAAUUUUCUUCCUGAACAAUCCAAACAUCGACUUUAAUCUCGUUGGCGUCGUCGAUCUUCUUGACAUGCCCGGCUUAAGUGACAUCUUGCGACGCAUCAUCGUUGAACAAGUUGCUGCUAUUAUGGUUUUGCCGAACAAAUUACCCAUCGUCUUGAAUGAUACCGUGCCGGCGCAUCAACUUAAAAUGCCCGAACCGGAAGGCGUGUUGCGCGUUCACUUGGUUGAGGCGAAAAAUUUGAUGAAAAUGGACAUUGGUAUGUUGGGCAAAGGUAAAUCCGAUCCGUAUGCGAUCAUCUCCGUUGGCGCACAACAAUUCAAAACGGCGACAAUUAACAACACGGUGAACCCCAAAUGGGAUUAUUGGUGUGAAGCUGAAGUUAACGCAACUGUGGGACAAGAAAUUGAAUUCGAACUGUGGGAUUACGAUCCAGGUUUUCCGGGCGUACAAAACGACGAUUUUCUUGGAAGAGCAACUAUCGAGAUCAGCACCAUUGUACAAAAAGGAGAAUUCGAUACCUGGCUUGAAUUGGAACAAGCUAAACAUGGUUCAAUCCAUUUGCGAUUGUCGUGGAUGACUUUGAGCAGUGAUCGUAAUGACUUACAAGCAGCACUUGAGGAGACACAACUCUUGCGGGUUAAUUCAAUGAGCACGGCGAUCUUAACCGUUUUUCUUGACUCAGCGAAAAAUUUGCCGCAUCCUCGUCCUCAAAGCAACCCCGAUCCGUUCGUCGUUAUUUCUGUAAACAAAAAAGAAGAACGUACUGCGGUUCAAAUGCGUUCUGACGAGCCAGUUUGGGAACAAGGCUACACGUUCCUCGUGAGUAAUCCUGAAAACGACACCAUCCAGUUCAAAGUCAUCGAUCAAAAGACAACUUCGUCUUUGGGUACCCUAACGUACAUCAUCAGUCAAUUGUUACCACGUGACAAAAUGGAGAUUCGUUCACAACCGUUCGCUCUGCAAAAUGCUGGACCCGAAUCAAAACUCCUUAUGUCGAUGUCUUUGCGGAUUUUGAAAGCGCAUCGUCCUGACUUUGACUCGGAAGUCACUUCAAGCGUUGAUGGUCCUCAAAUUCCCGGAUUAAGUCGUUCGAGCUCCAUGAAAGCUGCUUCCGUGUUGCCGCCAACGAUGAAAAAACAAGACUCCCGAAUCUCACAAUCGUCCGUCGCGGCAUCCAUUGACGAAGCAGUUGCCGCUGUCGAAGACGAAAUGACACGUGGCUCGCAAUCCGAGUUGAUGUCAGCAUCGCCCACGAACAACGCCACACAAUUGGAGAAUCAAACGUUGUAUCAUCGCACGCCAAGUACCACAUCUUCCGCUGGCGUCGAUGGCUUGGGACGCAUCCAAUUGACGCUACGUUUCAACAUCCAACGACAAAAACUCGUCGUCAUCGUGCACAAAAUCGCCAAUAUUCCAUUGAAGGACCCAAGCAACAUCCCCGAUCCGUAUGUCAAGUUGUACUUGUUGCCGGGACGCGCAAAGGAAUCCAAACGCAAAACAAACGUCGUGAAGGACAAUUGCGAUCCGGUGUACGAUGCCACGUUUGAGUACAUUAUUUCGCCCGCGGAAAUGAACAAUUCCGAGUUGGAAGUUACCGUUUGCACGCAAAAAGGAUUCUUGGGAGGCUCACCAGUUAUUGGAAUGGUAAAAGUACCGUUGGGCAAUCCGGAGGUCUAUAACGCACAAGGCAUUACCACGUGGUACGAUUUGCUUCAUGAACACAAAUUCGAGUAGAAAAGUAGUUUUUAUCGACCAUAAUUGCAUUUAACGUUAAUUUUUUUGUGAAAAAUGCUCUAAAAACCUUUCAAACAGUCAUUAGUGAGAGAAGCUUUUUAUAUCUGUGCCUUUCCCGUUAUUUUUCCUCGUUGUUGCAAAGGAGAAACGUGAAGAGAGUCUCUAUUAGAUAGGAAAGUCUCGUGUGAAAAGGGACCCAAAUCCUACAAUUUUAUUUUUGAAAUCUCAUAAAUUAACGAAUAUUUAAUAAAAGUUUUAUUAUUCAUGU